Hypanus sabinus (Atlantic stingray) is the source of this 2568-nucleotide messenger RNA. RefSeq names its product nuclear factor 7, brain-like. Bases 7 to 1458 code for a protein of 483 amino acids. Gene Ontology annotation, molecular function: zinc ion binding; protein binding. The record is from RefSeq and is a predicted model, not a curated record. Lineage: Eukaryota; Metazoa; Chordata; Chondrichthyes; Myliobatiformes; Dasyatidae. The transcript has 6 exons.
UUAAACAUGGCUUCAAAACAACAGGUCGAGAGUUUAACGGAGGAGGUAGUUUGUCCCAUCUGCCUGGAUUUCUUCACCGAUCCGGUGUCACUGGACUGUGGGCACAACUUCUGUCGCUCCUGUAUCACACAGUACUGGGAAAAGGAGGAGAGAUAUUUCUGCCCGGAAUGUCGAGAGGAAUUUCAGAAACUGAACCUCAGAGGUAAUCGGGCCUUAGUGAGAUUGUCAGAGAAAGCUCGAAAACUGAACCCGAAUCCGAAAUCGAAGAAGACUAAACUUUGCUGUAAAGAACAUGAGGAAGAAGAACUGAAGCUGUUUUGUGAAACUGACAAGAAAAUGAUCUGCCUGAUCUGUAGGGAUGCGCGCGAACACAAGUCUCAUAACUUUAUGCCAAUUAAAGAAGCUGUUGAAAUCUACAAGGAGCAGGUGAAAUCUUCCCUCACGUCGCUCACCGAGAGGAAAUCGACAAUUCUCCAACUGGAGCAGCAACAGAAGCAGAAGAUUUUUGAGAUUCGGGAUGAAUCACGUGGCCUGGAGUGCCACAUCUCGUCCGAAUUCACUAAAAUACAUCAGAGUCUCGCCCAGAAAGAACAGCGUUUAAUCGGAAAUCUCAAAGAACACGAGGAAAAGGUUGUGGGUCUAAUGGAGGAAAAUCUUCGGGAGAUUCAGGAGAGUUUAACUUCCAUUGAGGAGGAAAUCUCAAUGCUGCAGAAACAGAUGGAGCAGAAAGAUGAUGUGAUUUUUCUGAAGGAUGAAUGUUGUCAGAAGAAGAGAGUUGGGGAAGACCAGACUCCUACAUUUGCAGAUGGGGCUCUGAUGCUGGAAGAAUUCAUGUGGCCAUUACCAUUGCCUGUGUGGAGGGAAAUGCUCGAUGACAUUCAACCAGACUCUGUUACCCUGGAUGUGGAAACGGCGGCUCCGUGGCUUGAGGUAUCUGAGGACCUGAAGAGUGUUAGACGGACUCAGAGAUUGAGAAGCCUCCCGGACACUGGGAAGAGAUUCACUCAACAGGCUUGUGUACUGGGAUCGGAGGGAUUCACAUCAGGGAGACAUUACUGGGAGGUGGAGGUGGCAGGGAACCGGGGCUGGUGUUUGGGAGUCGCCGCCGAAUCUGUGGAGAGGAAGGAUGUUGUCUUAGCGAGACCGGAAAGUGGAGUCUGGAGUAUCGAGCGAUGGGAUGACAGGCUCAGUGCGAUGGCCUGUCCCAUGUCCCAACUCCCUGCCAGUCCCAUCCCCAGGAGGGUGGGAGUUUAUCUCAGUUACGAGUCCGGGACUGUUUCAUUUUACAACGGGAACACCAAAAGUCAUCUCCACACCCUUGCUGGCAAUAAGUUCAUGGAGAAACUUUAUCCUUUCUUCUGGAAAGGGGAUGAGAACCAGUGGCUGAGAAUCUGGUUCUACUCCAGGUCUGUAAAGUCAGUCAGAACUGGCGUCUGGAGCAGGAUUCAGGGACUGUGAAGUAGGUUGAUGCCGAACAUGUCUGGAUUAAAUUCUAAAUUUGACAUCGUUAAUCGCAGUGGGUCUAGAAACAAUAUUGGUGGAAAUAUUAGUGUUGGAAGAAUGAAUAAAUAACAAGAUAUUCGAACUGUAUAUCAAUUAAUUUUAAUGUGUUAAGGGCAUCCGUCAAUGGAACAGAAACACUGCCCUACUGUAAAGUGCAGAAAGCACAAAUUGGAACAGACUCCUUUCAGUGGAUGGGCAGAAUGGUGUCACUGAUACUGUGAACAAUUUUGUGUUUCCAUCUGGCUGAUGAAAUAUCUGUCCUCUCAGAUCUACCCAGCUCCCUGCUUCCUUGCAACCUAUCAUUGAGACCAGUGAGCAUCUGGAUAACGUUUGAUUGGUUGCAAAGUGAGCCCCAUCCCCAUGAGUGGGCUGAACAAGGGCAGGAGUUUGAAAGAAGGAGAGAGUAGACCUGGGGAGAGGGCUUAGAUCGGCAGCUGUACCUCAGGCAAAGGCUACAACACAGCCUGGGCAGAGUAGACUCAGGCAGAGGUCCUGUCAGAUCUUUUCAGCUACACGAAGGAUGCCUGCCGUGGAUUGUGGUCUCACAAGCAUGCUGGAAGUACAAAGCAACACACACAAAAAGCUCGAGGAACUCAGCAGGCCAGGCAGUAUCUAUGAAAAAGAGUAAACAAUCGACAUUCUGGGCCUAGACCGGGGGUCGGCAACCCGCGGCUCCGGAGCCGCAUGUGGCUCUUUUACGUCUGUGCUGCGGCUCCCUGUUGCUUUGGGAAAUAAUUGGUUGUGGCGACCCUUUUCCUGGCACAUCCGAACCGACUCACAAUUAGAUAGCCUACGGGGGUUUGCGAGCACAGAGCUUUGGAGCCUCUGCGCCUUGGGGGGCAGGUUGAGGGAGGCUUAAAAGUGAGGCUGAAGAUUUCGAAUAAAGUUUUUUCCUUCGACUGCAGUUACCGACUCCGUGUCGUAAUUUUAGCGCUGCGUGUAGCACACCGCUACAUGGUCAGUAUUUAAUUAAAAUGUAUUUUAUGUUAGUUUGUUAGUUUUUGAAAUGUAAAUCUAAAUUUGAAGAUUAUGGUGAUCUUGUACAAUCUAAAUAAGACUUUGUGG